AUGCCCGACUUCUUCCUCGGCGAACCCCUCCCGCACAGCGACUUCCCGCCCGACACGGACGAGAAGAAGAAGAAGGUUGGAGAUUUCUUCGCGGGCCCCGCGAGCCCGCCGGAUACGGCGAAGAAGGUGCCCGGGUUGCUGCGGGAGAUUGAGAAGCAGGCGACGGGGAUCAAGAAGUGGGGCAGUUUGGGCAUGUGCUGGGGCGGGAAGAUCGUCUCCCUGACCGCUCAACCCGGCACCUCCUUCUCCGCCGUCGCCGAAGUUCACCCCGCAAUGGUCGACCCGGCCGACGCCAAGGGCAUCAAGGUUCCCCUCUGCAUGCUCGCAUCCGGCGACGAAGACGCGAAUGCGGUCAAGGAGUUUGGGAAGACGUUGAGUGUGGAGAACCACAUUGAGACCUUUAGCGACCAGAUCCACGGAUGGAUGGCCGCUCGAGGCGACCUCGAGGAUGAAAAGGUCAAGAAGGAGUAUGAGCGUGGUUAUCAAGUGCUGCUCGACUUUUACCACCAGCAUCUGUGA
Molecule: messenger RNA, 519 nt
Organism: Letharia columbiana
Lineage: Eukaryota; Fungi; Ascomycota; Lecanoromycetes; Lecanorales; Parmeliaceae
Exons: 2
Coding region: 1-519 (172 amino acids)
Molecular function (GO): hydrolase activity
Source: RefSeq, a predicted model, not a curated record